AUGGUUUACUACAAUCCGGCCACUGAAACUGAGCUAACUGUCGAUGCCAGUCCAGUCGGCCUUGGGGCCAUGUUAACUCAGAAAUCCCCAAAUCCCAACGGUUCGGAGGAAGUUCGCAUUGUUACAUAUGCCAGUAGAGUUCUAACGGAUGUCGAAAAACGUUAUAGCCAGACCGAAAAGGACUUGCCAUUGUAUGGGGAUGUGAGAAAUUUCAUGUAUACAUGUAUUUGUAUGGCUCAACCUUUAACCUCAUUACCAACCACAAGGCCCUCGAAAUCAUCUUCCGCAAUCCUCAAUCAAAGCCUCCUGCCCGAAUUGAAUGGUGGUUUCUACGCUUGCAGCAGUAUGACUUUACCGUCACAUACCGCCCCGGAGAUGGAAAUACAGCUGAUUAUCUGUCACGACAUCCGAAAUCUAAUCGUCUUUGUGUAUAAGGAAGAAUAUAUUUGUUAUGUUGCCAUGUAUACUGUACCAAAGGCUAUGACCCUCGAGGAAAUUAUAUCUGCAACGCAAAGCGAUCCAACCUUGCAAGCGGUUAAAGUAUGUCUACAAUCAGGGACAUGGCACACAUCAAAGCAUUUAUUUCCCAAUGCCAACCACAACGACCUCAACUCAUUCGAGAAACUAAAAACAGAGCUCACAGAACCAAGUGCGGGCCUCAUGUUACGUGGGAUCCGUUAUGUCAUUCCACAAACACGAUCAGUACAAUUGGCGCAUGAGGGACACCAGGGGAUUCUCAAGACCAAAACCGCGAAAAUGUCUGGUUCCCAGAAAUCGAUGGACAAAUAG
Paramuricea clavata is the source of this 789-nucleotide messenger RNA. Lineage: Eukaryota; Metazoa; Cnidaria; Anthozoa; Malacalcyonacea; Plexauridae. The record is from the annotation of a GenBank genome assembly.